Messenger RNA from Ostrea edulis (European flat oyster), 1878 nucleotides. RefSeq names its product paired box protein Pax-6-like. NCBI's taxonomy places the organism in Eukaryota, Metazoa, Mollusca, Bivalvia, Ostreida, Ostreidae. The coding region runs from base 1 to 1878 and encodes 625 amino acids. The record is from RefSeq and is a predicted model, not a curated record. Gene Ontology annotation, biological process: anatomical structure development; regulation of transcription by RNA polymerase II. The transcript is spliced from 2 exons. Gene Ontology annotation, molecular function: RNA polymerase II cis-regulatory region sequence-specific DNA binding; DNA-binding transcription factor activity, RNA polymerase II-specific.
AUGGAAGACCCCAACAUUCAAACACUUGAUCAGAAUCCUUCCGGUGAAACGAUCCAAACUCUAACUUCUGACACAAAUGGUUUACGUGGUUUAAAUCAGCUGGGAGGAACGUUUACUAACGGUCGACCGCUUCCGGAGAGCGUCCGCCAAAUGAUACUGAAACUGCAUCAUGAUGGCGUAAAGUCCUGCGAAAUUUCCCGCCUUACAAAAGUAUCUCAUGGAUGUGUAAGCAAGCUUUUAAACCGAUAUCAAAAUACAGGAUCGAUAGCUCCUUCUGUUGCGGGUGGAUCCAGGCCAAAGGUGUCUACUAACGUCGUGGUGGACAUGGUCGUCAAAUAUAAGACAAAAAAUCCGGAGAUGUUUGCGCGUGAAAUCAGACAAGUUCUUCUCCAAAAUGGCAUCUGCUCUGAAGAUAAUGUUCCCAGCGUAAGUUCCAUCAAUCGAAUUCUAAGACGGAAUGACAUGGGAACGAAAUCUCUACCUAUGGGAUCAAACAUGGUGGAGAGAUUUAGCACGCUAUCAGAGGAGAAUAACUUUAUAGGAAACAAAACCACCUGCAAACGAAUUGCAACACUUCAACUACAAGACCUCUGUGUCUCGUCACAAGCUGGAAAUAAUCAAUUAAUGCAAUCCUCAAAGAGAAAACAGGAACCCGAAGACAUCACAAACUCCGCAAAGGUCCAAAGGACAGGAGUGACUGCUCAACAAAUAAAAAGAUCUGCUGAUUCAUCAACAAGCAGAAGACCUCAAAACAGAAGUUCUAGAAAAACACAGACGAGAAAUCCCGUCCCAAUUCGACCACGACCAGAAGAUUCAUCAUAUGAAUACCAACACUUCAAAGUAAACCAGUACGUCACAGUUGCAUCGCAAAACGGAAAGAAAAUCCAGGGACCACAAGAAACUAAGACGUCACAGGCAGCUCAUCCCGGGAUUACGUCACAAGUAGCCCAACCUGAGGUUACGUCACAGGCAGCUCAACUCGGGAUUACGUCACAGACAGCACAUUCCGGGAUUACGUCACAUACAGCUCAUCCCGGGAUUACGUCACAAGUAGCUCAACCUGAGGUUACGUCACAGGCAGCUCAACUCGGGAUUACGUCACAGACAGCACAUCCCGGGGUUACGUCACAUGCAGCUCAUCCCGGGAUUACGUCACAGACAGCUCAUCUCGGAAUUACGUCACAGGCAGCUCAUCCCGGGAUUACGUCACAGGCAGCUCAUCUCGGGAUUACGUCACAGACAGCUCAUCCCGGGAUUACGUCACAUGCAACUCAUUCCGGGAUUUUACAAAACAUUACUGCAAACCCCGAAGAGGUGAUUCUAAACUCUGUUCCAAGUCAACAUGUUGCUCCGCAAAUGCCACUUAAUGAGUCACCAAAAGUUACUGCAAACAAUGUAACAAUGUCUUCUUUCCAUACCAGUUCUUCUCUUCAGAUUGCUUCUUCCGCAUCAUUUCAUUAUAAAGAAAACAUGAGCAAAGAAGCAAAAUCUGCAGAAGGUACAAGUCCAAACCAAAAAUCUGUCCAACCUUUCUCUAUCUUGGAUCCAACGUUUGGAUUAAUCCACGUGUCGCCAGCACCUCCCGAGCUGCUUUCUUUAUUAGGACUCACCAAAUAUCUACAAACCACAGCCCCUUACACCGCAACAAGUGAAAACAAUACCCAGUGCAAUCUUGCAGAAAAGCCGAUAUUUCAAUCCGCCAGUAACAAACCCCACACAGCGUCUUUCCAGCGUGACCUUGAAUCAUUUUCUGUUGACCUUGGUACGGACUCCCAGUCUGACUUCUCCAGUGACCACGAUUCAAUCCUAGGCUCUACAUCUCGCUCUUCUGAUCCCAUGUGCAACGAUUCGCCAUACAAUCUUGGUAUUGCACUCUAA